This is a messenger RNA of Melanotaenia boesemani (Boeseman's rainbowfish), 4578 nucleotides long. It is a transcript of the gene arhgap24, whose product is annotated as Rho GTPase activating protein 24. The coding region runs from base 470 to 2863 and encodes 797 amino acids. Lineage: Eukaryota; Metazoa; Chordata; Actinopteri; Atheriniformes; Melanotaeniidae. The record is from RefSeq and is a predicted model, not a curated record. Gene Ontology annotation, molecular function: GTPase activator activity. Gene Ontology annotation, biological process: negative regulation of ruffle assembly; wound healing, spreading of epidermal cells; negative regulation of Rac protein signal transduction. Gene Ontology annotation, cellular component: focal adhesion. The transcript has 10 exons.
UGAGUGUGAACGUCUCACCGUCAGGAUGACUGGAGGAAUAAUAACUGCAUAGACUGCAGUGUCGGGAGAGUGUGUGUGCAUUUGUGUGUGUGUGUUUGUGUGAGUGUGCACGUGGAUGUGCAUGUGUCUGGGCGGACUCCAGCUGUAAUGGUGCCCCAUGUGUGUCUGUGCUGACCGCGACAGUCAUCCUGUCCACAGCAGAGACUUUCUCAGCAUGCAGAUGGUGUGAGCAGUCAAGGGAAAAGUUUCAUGCAGCUCGUCUGAGCCUCAGUUACCUCAGUCUAUUCUGAACAAACUGAGCCAGUCCAGGAGGGGAGCAACAGCAGCAGCAGCAGCAGCAACUGAGCUGGACUCCAACUUGAUCUUGUCUCAGCCUUGGAUUACCUGCAGCUAGUUUGGAUACAAACAUUACAUAUCAGCGCUAAAGGAUCCAACAAGGCUCUUUGUUUGCCAGAUUGGAGUUGCUGUAAUGGACGACCACUAUGUUUCACACAGCAGUCCUCAGCGCAGCAGUGCUCAGCCCAGCACUCAGGUUCAGAGGCUGAAUGUCAUCAGGUGUGGGUGGCUCAGGAAGCAAGGAGGCUUUGUCAAGACUUGGCACAAUCGUUGGUUUGUACUGAAAGGGGAUCAACUCUACUACUACAAAGAUGAGGAGGAGACCAAAGCUCUGGGAGUCAUUUUUUUACCUGGAAACAAAGUUACUGAACAUCCAACCAGCGGCGAUGAAGGGGGAAAAUUUCUCUUCGAAGUCAUUCCAGGGGGAGACAGAGAGCGGAUGACAGCCAACCAUGAGACCUAUCUUCUUAUGGCCAGCACCCAGAAUGACAUGGAGGAUUGGGUGAAAACGAUCCGGAGAGUCAUCUGGGCACCUUUUGGAGGAGGGAUCUUCGGUCAGAAGUUGGAGGAGACUGUGCGGUAUGAGCGCCGGUUUGGGAACAAGCUUGCCCCUAUGCUGGUCGAGCAGUGUGUGGAUUUCAUUCGGCAGUGGGGCCUUCGAGAAGAGGGUCUAUUCAGGCUGCCGGGACAGGCCAACCUGGUUAAAGAGCUGCAGGAUGCUUUUGACUGCGGAGAGAAACCCUCUUUUGAUAGUAACACGGAUGUGCACACAGUAGCUUCCCUACUGAAGCUGUACCUCAGAGAGCUGCCGGAGCCCGUCAUCCCUUUCCAAAAGUAUGAAGAAUUCCUGGCCUGUGCCAAACUCCUUGGGAAAGAUGAGGAAAUGGGAAUGAAGGAGUUGAGAAGGCUUGUGGAAAGUCUACCUCCAGUGAACUACAACCUUCUCAAGUACAUCUGCAGAUUUCUUGAUGAAGUCCAGUCAUAUUCAGGUGUGAAUAAAAUGAGCGUCCAGAACUUGGCAACAGUCUUUGGGCCAAAUAUCUUGAGGCCAAAGAUUGAGGACCCAGUAACAAUUAUGGAAGGAACCGUUCUGGUCCAGCAGCUCAUGGCUGUUUUGAUUGGCCACCAUGAUGUGCUUUUCCCCAGAGAUGAAGACAGCCCCACUGCACUUGAACUUGCCAACAACAACAUUGAACUGACGCGGCGACAAGCCACCACAACUACCUCCACCAUUGCAACAGUGUCUCAGAAUGCCGAGAACAACAACACACAAGUGGUGCGGCAGUGUGUUUGGGAAGUACCCGAGUCUCCACACCGACAGCAUGCAGAAAACAGUGGCACCCCACGAUCUACGAGCCCCCGUAAUGUUGUCACAGGUCGCUUUGACAGCACCCGCAGUCCACCACUGACUGUGAAAAAGAACCCAGCCUUCAGUAAAGGCAGUGGGAUUGUUACAAACGGCUCCUUCAGCUCCUCACCCUCGUCAGAUCCAACUUUAGAUAAGAGCCAGGCUCUGACAGGAGGUGCUUGCCUACCAGUGCGUCGUAGUGGGACGCUCAAAAGCUCGGGCACAAAAAUGGGCACCAGUGGUGUUACGAGUGGAGGCAGUCCUGCGGGAAAUGGGACUAGCAUCGUGCGCUUGGGCAUUUCCAGCUCUGACGUGGUCACGGGAAGUCUAAACAGUCGCAACAGUCUUUGGCCGCAAAAUGGCUGCGUCAUGCUUCGGGAAGGCAACAAAACACGUGACUGCUCCAGUGGGGAUCAAACAACCAAUCAGAAUCGUCUGUCCACGUAUGAUAAUGUCCAGUUAAACCAUCAGAACCUGCAGCAGCAAAAUCAGAUCACCAACAUGUGUCUAAGCAACAGCUGUGAGGACAAGCAGAGCGUGGACAGUGCCACCUGGUCCACUUCUUCCUGCGAAAUCUCUCUCCCUGAUAACUCCACUUCGUGUCGCUCCUCCACCACCACCUGCCCAGAGCAGGACUUCUACGGAGGCCACUUUGAAGACUUGGAUGGGCCUGCGCAGGACAAUGAGCCUGGUCAGUCUGGUGGAGGAGGAGAGGGAGGUGGCAGGAGCAGCAACAGAGAAGAAAGUGGAGAUGGAGCAGGGGGCAGCAGUCGGGGCAGCAACAAUAGUGAUACCAGUGAUGGUUUCACUGUUGGUAAUGGACCUGGCAGCCACAGUGCUCUGCACAGUCUUGUGGCCAGUCUUAAACAGGAGAUGCAUAAGCAAAAGGCAGAGUAUGAGGCCAGGAUAAAAAGUUUGGAGCAGCGUAAUCUGGAGCUGGAGACGGAGAUGGUAAGCCUCCAUGAGGAGCUGGAUCAGGAGAGGAAGAAGUACACCAUGGCGGAGAUCAAGCUGCGCAACGCUGAGCGUGCCAAGGACGACGCCGAACGGCGAAACCAGAUGUUACAGAAAGAGAUGGAGCAGUUUUUCUCCACAUUUAGUGACCUCACCGCUGCUGGCAACACUGCUGCCACCGAUCCCCGCCGACCAGACCACAACAACACCAUCUGGAUACAGUGAAGGAAGGCUGAGAAAUGCCAAUGCAGACUGGAAACAUUUUGUAAAAUGACGUGAACACUGAAGGGACUCCAUACAGGAUUUGGCUGCUGAGUUAACAGCAUGUUUUAAGUGAAGAAAUAGGACAUACAAGGCUAUUGAAAGCAGACAUCACCUGGAGUGAUGUCAGAGUAACGUUAUCUGUAUAUAGCAUUAUUUAAAGAGCUCAUGGACACGCUCUAGCCUUGUCAAAAACCAAUGUGGUGCUCACCCAUCUACCUGGAGAGUGGAAAUAAAGACCGGUUGGCUGUAGUCUGUGAUGGUACUACUACUUUACAUUAGCUUCCAGGGCUGGCUAGAUGGGUGAGAAGGCAAAAUAUAAAAAGAGUGAGCAUUUAAGAACAUUGGACCUAAAGAUGCUGACAGAAUUAAGCCAAACUUCUCACUGAUUUUAAUAACAUCCAACCAAAAACAUCAUGUUAAUGCUAAGUGUAAUUCUGUAUGUGCUCAUGUAUGUAGAGGGAAACAAUUCAGAAAAAUACUGUCAUGUUUGUAACGUGAAAUUAAAGUAAUACUUAAAUGUUCAUGAUAUUUAAGCAAAAUUAUCAAUGUGUGAUAUUUUAUAUUAAGGUAUUUCCUUGCACUUAUAUGUCUUGUUUAGCCUCUGCAAGUUGGUACUGAAUGUUUUGUCAAUGUGUGUACCAUUUUAAAUUGGAGAGUACGCUGUAUAUGUGCCCUUGCUUCUGUGCUGUUACAUUUACUCAUGACCAAAAGAAAAUAAGGAGCCUGUUCUGUAAAUAUUUUAUAGGUAAUCAUAGACACUACUUGUUGGUCUGCACUGUGGUUUGACCCAUGUUCAGAUGGAUAUGGCACGAAUUAAGCUGAUAGUGACUGAAGUUUUGUAGCUUGUAAAAAUCCGUUUGAAAGUCUUGCACAAAAGGUCGUUGGUAUAAAUCCCAGAUAAAUUUAAAAAAAUAGGUGUCUGUCUUGAAUUCAACAUUUCAGUUGACAAAUUGUACCGUUCAUAUUUCCACGUGUUACUGAGCUGUUAUGCUCUUGGGAAUUGCAGUAACUGAAUAACAAUCUGUAGCUAAAAUGUGAAAAAAGGAAAGUUGAGCAUCAAACUUGUUAACACUGUGGAUGUAAACAAUCCAACUGCAAGAUUCAGCAGCAAGUUGUGGGGUGCAUGAUGGUGCAUGAGUCCACGAGGGUCAAUGUAACCACCGACUGCCUGUUCAGUUACCGUAUUAAUGCAGUGUAUUUAUGUAGCCUUAAACCAAAUGUCUACACACCGUGUGGAUUUGCUAAUGGGUACAAAACAGGAGACAUCUGAGACCAGACUGGGUCUGGGUGUCUGUCAGAGGUUUAUGUGUGUACAUGUACAUAGACCUGCUGCUGGCUGCUUCUUCUCUGGAGAUAAACUCAGAUUUAUAAACCUGCUGCUGGUCAUUGCAGGACAUCUGGAAUGUGCACAUGGAGGGGGAAAAAGUGCCUGGACAACUAAAGAAGGGAGGAGAGCCUGUGCUUUUCAUUUUGCACCCUUCACUGGGAAAUAAUAGGCUUAUGCCACGCUGACAGUGUCACUUCAUUCUGUGAAUUCCACACAAAAGAGCAGAUUAUGAACAGAGAGCAAGAUGGAGAGGACUGAGAUUGUGAUAUAUUUUCAAGAUAUGAUACUUGAUUCUCAAAGUAACCUUAAAAAGAUAUGACAAUAUGAAUAAAGAUCCAUUUUCAUGUGA